AUUUUGCUGAAAGCAGAGUGGAUGCGUUUUUAUCGCAAGAAAAGAUAAUCCUUGAAAACAAAAACAUAAUUUUGUGUAGAUUCUCGGAAGGACCGGUGUCCGUACGUGACCUCAAACAAUCAAGUCGAAAAGAAUGCUUAUGGACCUACCAACAAGUGACCGCGGAAGAAAGGAAGCAGUGCUGUAAACCUGGUAAAAUUUAGCUCUGCAUUUUGCUGGGAGAGGGGAAGUCACGUCCGUCAGACAGAUCAGCAGGAGGAAGCGGCCCGAGUGCUUGACUGCACGCUGUGACUGUUCGUGACAAAAUAAAGAAAGAGUGACAACGAGCCGGGAAAAUCACACGAUAGGUCAAAAUAACACAGCAGAAAACCGAAACUGUGUGAGAUUGCCGUCAUCGUCGUGACACUUUCUACGUUUCCUUUCUUCGUGGGUGCUCGCUAUCAAACGAGACAAAUCUUUUGAGAUUGUUCGUUGUUUUGUUUUCUACGCCGCACACAAACACCACGACGGCACGCGAAAGCAGGACAGGAACGAGAGACUCCCCCGGAUAUAAAUAGUACGCGGGAGCCAGCCGGAUAUUCCGACGAGUCAGGCACCGAGUGGACCGCGGCGGCACGACGACGAUAGCAGCAGUAGGCUCAGACGCCACAGAUCUCCCGGUGGAAUCGUAGGCUUCAGAGAUCGCAGGAUGUCCGGAACGACGGGAAAACGCAAGGAAAUCUAUAAAUAUCUGGCCCCGUGGCCACUGUACUCGAUGAACUGGUCGGUGAGGCCGGAUAAGCGUUUCCGGCUGGCGCUCGGCAGUUUCGUCGAGGAGUAUAACAACAAAGUGCAGAUCAUCAGUCUCGAUGAGGACACGAGCGAGUUUAGCGCGAAGAGCACAUUCGAUCAUCCCUACCCGACGACAAAGAUUAUGUGGAUCCCGGACUCCAAGGGAGUGUUCCCAGAUCUUUUGGCAACGAGUGGAGAUUACCUGCGUGUCUGGCGUGCCGGAGAACCGGACACCCGGCUGGAGUGCGUUCUCAACAAUAACAAAAACAGUGACUUCUGUGCUCCGUUGACUUCGUUCGAUUGGAACGAAGUCGAUCCCAACCUGGUGGGAACCUCUUCCAUUGAUACGACCUGCACUAUUUGGGGCCUGGAAACGGGUCAACCUCUGGGUCGAAUAAACCUCGUUUCUGGCCAUGUCAAGACUCAACUGAUUGCACACGACAAAGAGGUGUACGAUAUUGCAUUUUCCCGAGCCGGAGGUGGACGGGACAUGUUCGCGUCGGUCGGUGCCGAUGGCAGUGUGCGCAUGUUUGACUUACGCCACCUGGAACACUCUACGAUCAUCUAUGAAGAUCCGGCUCACACACCAUUGCUACGGUUGGCCUGGAACAAACAGGAUCCCAACUAUCUGGCCACGGUGGCAAUGGAUUCGUGCGAGGUGAUCAUUCUGGACGUCAGGGUUCCCUGCACUCCGGUGGCCCGGUUGAGCAACCAUAGAGCAUGCGUCAAUGGCAUUGCCUGGGCACCGCACAGUUCCUGUCACAUCUGUACGGCUGGAGAUGAUCACCAGGCACUGAUAUGGGACAUCCAACAGAUGCCACGACCGAUCGAGGACCCAAUUCUGGCGUAUACGGCAGCGGAGGGCGAGGUCAAUCAGAUCCAGUGGGGAGCUACGCAACCGGAUUGGAUUGCCAUUUGCUACAAAACGGCAUGCGAGAUUUUGAGGGUCUAAAAGGGAGCCGCAGUGUUUGUUUUUUUGCUUUAGUUUCUUUUAGCAGAAAAAUUUAGCUUUCUUUUGGUGCAGUGAUUCCUAAUCGAUGGGGUUUGGGAAUCUUUCUAAGGUGAAGGUCUUUUCUUAUUUCCUUAUGCGGAAAUUUGAACAAAUAAUGUUUGAUAACAUUUCGAGUUCCAAGAAUUGGAAUUAAAUUUUCCAAAAAAGAUUCAAUAUUUUUAGCUGCAAGAUAAACAGUUGUUGAGUAUGUACCUUCAAUGUUUUACUCUUUAGACAACUCGACAAUUUCAGUGAUAAUGCAGACUUUUUUUUAAUGAAUAUUCAAAAUUUAAUUUAAACAUGACAUCCAAACCAAGAUACUUUGGAAAAACAAAAUCUGAAACGAAUUGAUUCCCGACAUCGAUCGGACAAACCCAGCCAUUUGAUUACGGAUGAUCACUGCCAACAGUGUACAUAUGAAGACUGAAUUGGUUUUUUUUUUUGGUUACUUCCUUUUAUCCUCUACCGAAGCUUCCGUCGAUUUAUCGUAGCAAUUUUUGCCUUUAGUUUAUAUGUACUUCCUCAGUUAUCUCAACAUGAUGUAAGCGAAAAGGAGUGUGUGUCAUUGUGUAGCGUUUAUUUUUAUUUGUACAUAAUGUUUAAGCAAAUUCAUAACUUAUUCCAUUCGCUAUGUCGUGCUAACCGCGAGAUAAAAACGGCAAACAGACUCUCAAAACAGAAAACCGCAAAUGCGCGAUGCGAAGGUGGUGAUAACUUCGCUUGGCAAUCGUUUUGGUUCUUCCAAACCGCAAAUCAUUUUAUGUUUGCUUCGUAUCCCAGCAUCACACCCCUUACGUUUCCAUAUGUGGGAAAAAAAAACCAGACUCGAUCGAUUCCGAUCCGGCAGACAAGGCAAGCAUUUUAAGCAGUCGGCCUAGUCUCCGUUACAAAACUAAAAACAGCAACUUCGUGUCCAUCGAGAAACGGUCUAACGACGAACGACGUGAUGAGUAAGCCAAAUCGGAUCGGCAUCGAAGUGAUUCGCUUCUCCGGGCCGCUUGAUUUGCCCUAGCCGUGGAAUCACGGCUAGGCACAAACAAUAUAUGCAAUUAAUUUGAUUGAAUGGUAAAUGAUGAGUAACAUUAAAGUAGUGAAUAUACAGUAGUCUUAACAAAGUAGCAAGUAUCUAUAGAAGUAAUAACAAGUGAAAAUAUCGAACUUGAUUAAUAUUAGAAAAAUAGUUCAAAUAUGGAACCUAACUUAUCGAUGCAUUCGAGUAGAAUACAUUUCUAAUAACUUUAUGUUGAAAUGGAUACAUUCUCUACAUAUAUCACAUUUGUAUGAAUAAAGUGGAACACAAUAAAUAUCGGUUAUUGAACCGAA
This is a messenger RNA of Ochlerotatus camptorhynchus, 3085 nucleotides long. It is a transcript of the gene wap, whose product is annotated as DDB1 and CUL4 associated factor wap. The transcript has 4 exons. The record is from RefSeq and is a predicted model, not a curated record. Gene Ontology annotation, molecular function: protein binding. Bases 689 to 1723 code for a protein of 344 amino acids. Lineage: Eukaryota; Metazoa; Arthropoda; Insecta; Diptera; Culicidae. Gene Ontology annotation, cellular component: nucleus.